Gallus gallus (chicken) is the source of this 2868-nucleotide messenger RNA. RefSeq names its product POU class 4 homeobox 1 like (gene POU4F1L). Lineage: Eukaryota; Metazoa; Chordata; Aves; Galliformes; Phasianidae. The transcript has 2 exons. Gene Ontology annotation, molecular function: RNA polymerase II cis-regulatory region sequence-specific DNA binding; DNA-binding transcription factor activity, RNA polymerase II-specific. Bases 68 to 1093 code for a protein of 341 amino acids. Gene Ontology annotation, biological process: regulation of transcription by RNA polymerase II. The record is from RefSeq and is marked validated.
GGCAGACAAUACCGCGCCCCCGGAGCCGGGCAGCCCGGAGCGCCCCUGCCCCGCUCCCAGCCCAAUCAUGAUGUCCAUGAACAGCAAGCAGGCUUUCAGCAUGCACCCCAUCCUGCACGAGCCCAAGUACCCCCACCUGCACACCAGCUCCGAAGCCAUCCGCAGAGCCUGCCUGCCCGCCCCCCAGAUCCAGGGUAACAUUUUUGCGGGCUUUGAUGAGACCUUGCUACGGGGCGCCGAGGCUCUGGCCGCUGUGGAUAUAGUAUCGCAGAAAACCCAUCCGUUCAAGCCGGAUGCCACCUACCACACCAUGAGCAGCGUGUCCUGCACUCCUACCUCGUCCUCUGUGCACCUGCACCACCCGUCCGUGCUGACCACCCACCACCCCCACCACCACCACCAUCAGCCCGCGCAGGGCCUGGAGGGAGAGCUCCUGGACCACCUCAACUCUGCCCUCCCCCUGGGAGGGGUGCCGGGUCCCGACGUGGGCUCCACGCCGUCCCACCCUCAUUCCCACAUGUCGGCCAUUAACCACAUGGCCCACCACUCCCAACCUAUGAACAUGUCCCACCCCCACGGCCUGGCGUCCCACGCCGUCAUCUCGGGCCCCGAGACAGAGACGGACCCACGGGAGCUGGAGUCCUUCGCCGAGCGCUUCAAGCAGCGGAGGAUCAAGCUGGGGGUGACCCAGGCAGAUGUUGGAUCUGCGUUGGCCAACCUGAAGAUCCCGGGGGUGGGCUGCCUUAGCCAAAGCACAAUCUGUAGGUUCGAGUCUCUCACCUUGUCCCACAACAACAUGGUGGCCCUCAAACCCAUUUUAGAAGCCUGGCUGGAGGAGGCCGAGCGGGCCCAGAGGGAGAAAAUGACCAAACCGGAGAUCUACACGGGAGGUGACAAGAAACGCAAGCGCACCUCCAUCGCUGCUCCCGAAAAGCGCUCGCUGGAGGCUUACUUUGCCGUGCAGCCACGGCCCUCCUCGGAGAAAAUCGCCGCCAUCGCCGAGAAGUUAGACUUGAAGAAGAACGUGGUGAGGGUCUGGUUUUGCAAUCAGAGACAGAAGCAGAAAAGGAUGAAAUUUUCUGCCACUUACUGAAGAUGGGGCUGGGAAGGCGGCGGGGGCAGUGCCUGGCUCUCCGGCUGACGUGGCCCCCCCCCCCCCCCCCAGCCAAUAUUCCCCCCAGAACUGGGCAGGGUUUGGGUUGAUUUUUUUUUUGUUUGUUUUGUUUACAAAAAUUGAAAAGGAAAAAAAAAUAGGGGGGGGAAAAAAAAAAAACAAACCUUAAAAGGGAAACCCACCCAAAGCGAUGCGAACGGCUCAGCUCAGUGCCCGCUCCUCGCCGCCGCGGGCACAGUGGCCCCGCUGUCAUGACUGGUACAGACUGCUUUUGUAGACUAAACUGGAGGGGGGAAAAAGUGGAGAAAAUGGAGAAGCUGAAAUGAAAGGUCCGGGUGGGGGGGGGGGGUUGGGGAGGGGGGAGCUAUGGGGGUGCUCAGGGCCAGGGCAGCGGCGGUGAGAGCCCGACGGGGCUUUGUCGCAGCCUCUUCCUGGCUUGGGUAGGCAAAGGGUUUGGGGCACCGCUCCCUCCUCAGUGUCCCGUCUUCUUCUUUUUAAAAACGAAAAGGAAAAAAAAAAUAACUUAAAAAAAAAAAAAAAAAACAAAUAGAAAAGAAAGGGAACGAGCUGAAGCCGCCCCGACGGCUGUAAAUACGAAGGCGCCGGCCCGUGCCCCCCCCCUCCCCCUACCCUGCGCUCGCUGCCCGGUCCCUGCGCGCACACACACACACACGCACUUGCAUGGUUUUGUUCGCUGUCCCCUCGCAUUUUUGCAAUAAUGUUUCUGUUUCUACCUCAUCAGCUACAUUAAAAAAAAAAAAAAGUUUAAAAAAAAAAGAAAAAAAAAAAACGGAAAGAAAAAAAAAAUAAUUGUUUUUGGCACUUCCCUGGAAGUCACCGUUUAUUCGGGGGGAAAAAAAGAAAAAAAAAAGGAAAUUUAUUUCGCUUUGGUUUUUGCCCGUAUGGUUUCACUGUAACGUAUCCUACGCUUCGACAAUCAAACCAGUGGGGCUCCCGGGGGCGGCCCGGGGCAGCGGUGCGCGGCGUCCCCGGCAGUACCGAACUGUGCACUUUCUAAGGCAAGAAUACUCUUUUUUUUUCUUCUUCUUCUUUGCAUAUUUAAGAGAGAAAUUUGCCUCCGAAUCCUUUGUUAUUGGCGGGUUUUUCUUUUUUCUUUUUUCUUUUUUUUUUUCGUUUUAUUUUAUUAUUGUUAUUUUUUAAAACUUCUGAUUAUUAUUAUUUAAACGAGAUUUCGUUUCGCUGUGUGUGUGCUGAAUGAAAUUUGGUGUCUGUGUACGCUGCAGCAUUUCAAAUAAACCAUGCACGUUUUACCUCACCCCCCCCUCCUGCCUCCUGCACUUACUGCGCCCGGGGGCGACGCCGGCUCCGCCGCGGGACCCCACCGCGUAUCUCCGUCCUUCCUCCUCCGGGCCGGGGAGCAACGAAAUAAGGCGAGAAGCAUCGAAAGUAGCGCUUAAGCAGCGUUCAGAGCCCGGGGCUGAUUUUUUCCCACGCAAGCCAUGCGCGCAGCGAAGCCCCACGCGCGGAUAUGGGGACGGAGCGAGGAACGCUCACCGACCGCUGUGCCUCUGAGACGGAGGAGUAACUCCGCUCGCAUCGAAACCGCACCGAAAAACGCACUGCAGCUGCCCCGCCGCCGGGCUGGGGGGGCCGGGAGGAGCUGUCAGCGGGUGGGGGGCACGGCACGCACCGAGGGGGUGACGGCUCCUCGGGCUUUUGUUUUGUAACUUCUUAUUUUUCCAGGAGAAAUAAAAGCGAACGCACCGCGCGCAUCGCGGGGCGGUGCUGCACCC